Tachysurus vachellii is the source of this 581-nucleotide messenger RNA. Its product is annotated as retinol-binding protein 2-like. Gene Ontology annotation, biological process: fatty acid transport. Gene Ontology annotation, cellular component: cytosol; nucleus. The transcript is spliced from 4 exons. The record is from RefSeq and is a predicted model, not a curated record. Gene Ontology annotation, molecular function: fatty acid binding. Bases 40 to 447 code for a protein of 135 amino acids. Lineage: Eukaryota; Metazoa; Chordata; Actinopteri; Siluriformes; Bagridae.
GCUCUCUUUCAUUCUGCCCAAAGUUCACCGCACACCAUCAUGCCUAUUGAUUUCAGUGGGACGUGGGUUCUGGAGAAAAAUGACAACUUUGAGGAUUACAUGAAAAUACUCAACAUCGAUUUGGUCACUCGAAAGAUUGCCAUUCAUUUGUCUCAAACCAAAGUUAUUAUCCAGGAUGGAGACAAGCUUACAAUAAAUACACUCAGCACCUUCAGGAACUAUGAGAUGAGCUUGACAAUUGGGGAGGAGUUUGACGAGUAUACCAAGGGACUUGACAACAGAAUGCUUAAGACUUUGGUCAGCUGGCAGGGUGAUACAUUGGUGUGCACACAAAAGGGAGAAAAGGCCAACCGUGGAUGGAAGCACUGGAUAGAGGGAGAUAAACUACACUUGGAGCUGUAUUGUGAAGACGUUGUUUGUCAUCAAGUGUUCAGGAGAAAGCAGUAGUGUCUACUAUGAUGGUCAUUAAACAAGAAAAUAAUAAAGCCUCUGUUUUGUCAGGAAUAAAAAUGACAAUAAAAGUAUAUGUAAUAUUAGGUGUAAUAAUGGUCAUUUACACUGUAUUAAAAAAUUCUAAUUUC